AUGGCCACCGCUGCCACUGAGGAGCCCUUCCCUUUUCACGGUCUCCUGCCGAAGAAGGAGACCGGAGCCGCCUCCCUCCUCUGCCGCUACCCGGAGUAUGACGGGCGGGGGGUGCUCAUCGCUGUCCUGGACACGGGGGUCGACCCGGGGGCUCCGGGCAUGCAGGUUACAACUGAUGGAAAACCAAAAAUCGUUGAUAUCAUUGAUACAACAGGAAGUGGCGAUGUGAAUACUGCUACGGAAGUAGAGCCAAAGGAUGGUGAAAUUGUUGGCCUUUCAGGAAGAGUGCUUAAGAUUCCUGCAAGCUGGACAAAUCCCUCAGGCAAAUACCAUAUUGGCAUAAAAAAUGGCUAUGACUUCUAUCCUAAGGCUCUCAAGGAAAGGAUACAGAAAGAACGGAAGGAAAAAAUCUGGGACCCUGUUCACAGAGUGGCCUUGCAGAAGCCUGUAGAAAACAGGAAGAAUUUGAUGUUGCCAACAACUGCUCUUCUCAAGUUGGUGCUAGUCGAUUUCAUUUAA
This is a messenger RNA of Nomascus leucogenys (northern white-cheeked gibbon), 519 nucleotides long. Its product is annotated as tripeptidyl-peptidase 2-like. The transcript has 4 exons. The record is from RefSeq and is a predicted model, not a curated record. NCBI's taxonomy places the organism in Eukaryota, Metazoa, Chordata, Mammalia, Primates, Hylobatidae. Gene Ontology annotation, molecular function: serine-type endopeptidase activity. The coding region runs from base 1 to 519 and encodes 172 amino acids. Gene Ontology annotation, biological process: proteolysis.